AUGGCAGUGCGCGUGCGCCUCCUGAGCUAUCGUCUCUCCGAGACCACCAGCAUACUCCUCGUGGUCGUCACGCCCGCGCCCAUGGUGCCACGCGUUCCACUCCAAGGCCGAGGCGGAGUCUUUCCAUUUCAAGACGGGGGUAACGUCAAGCCCAAUGAAGACCAAACGUUCACGUUUUAUGAGUUCUUCGAUGAAACAGAAGAGAAUGUGUAUGUGUGUGAGAACACCACCAGGGGCAUGCUGACGAUGCUCCUUGACGGGUGCAAUUGCUCUGUAUUGGCGUGUAUUUCUACGGGCAUCGACAAAGCUUUCGCAUUGCUGGGCUCCGAGGAAUGCCCCGGAGUGGUCUCCCUCAUGGCCAGCGAGUUGUACCAGCGCGCGCCCAAGCUGCUGCCACAGGGCCAGACAUGCGACGUAGCAGUCGCCUGUCUGGAAGUCUACAACAAGGUUGUGCGACACCUGCUUUGCCUCGACCCGCCCAAGGACAUUGCCAUAUUGAACCUCACCAUACACAAGGUGAAGGAGGCCGGCACCCUCCUCGAGCCGAUCAUGAAAGGAAAGAACCGGACGCAGCAUGCCACAGAUGCUGAUGCUGAGUCUUCGUGGUCGCACGCCAUCUUCGAGAGCUACGUCACAGUAAUGGAGACUGCGACAAGCACGAGCAAGGAAACUCGCAUCUCGAUGUGCUCUGUUGACCUUGCCGGCUCGGAGCACGCAGCUGCGUCCAGACGGGACACAAAGGAUCAGAUGCGUGAGGGUACCAAGCUCAACCUGUCGCUCCUGGUCCUUGGCAACUGCAUCGACGCCCACUCGAAGAAAGGGACGAAGCAAGUGAUGUACCAGGACUCCAAGCUGACCCACAUCCUCAAGAGCCCGCUGGGUGGUUAG
Molecule: messenger RNA, 888 nt
Organism: Dermacentor silvarum
Lineage: Eukaryota; Metazoa; Arthropoda; Arachnida; Ixodida; Ixodidae
Product: kinesin-like protein KIF18B
Exons: 2
Coding region: 1-888 (295 amino acids)
Biological process (GO): microtubule depolymerization; microtubule-based movement; mitotic sister chromatid segregation
Cellular component (GO): nucleus; kinesin complex; mitotic spindle astral microtubule
Molecular function (GO): plus-end-directed microtubule motor activity; ATP hydrolysis activity; microtubule binding
Source: RefSeq, a predicted model, not a curated record